AUGGACAUUGAACAAACAGAAGAAACUGUUGAGUCUCAAUGUAAUAAUAAUAGUAUUACUGUGACAGAUGACUCAAAUGAUAAACUAGUAGAUUCUUUCUCGGGUUCAAAUGUCACAAUGCCUGAAAUUACUAUACCGGACAUGGGAACUAGUGCAUUUUUUCCUGUAUCAAAUAGUACACCAGUAUCAACGAAUACAGAUAAACAAAUGCAUUUUGAAAUUUCUGAACCUUGUUCAGAUGAUUUUAUUGAUCAUAAUUUGUUAGUAGAAUCAACUAAUGAUGAGGAAUCCGUCGUUCUUGAACGCCUCGAAGGUCGACGAAUUGUGGAUAUAAAUCAUUUAUUCGAGCAAAUUAAAAAAAUCCGACAUGAACCAUUCAACUGCUCAUUUGUGGACAUGGUAUUUAUAUCAGAAACUCGUAAAGGGUAUAUGUCUGUCUUUACAUUUAAAUGUAAAAUGUGUAACAUUAUUUCAAAAAUUACAUCAGAAAUGUUAAAUAAUACUGCACCUUACUUGCCCAUAAAUAAAGCUAUAGUAAAUGGUAGCUUAGCUAUUGGAAUAGGCCAAACACAACUCGCCGAAUUAUCGGCUUCAAUCGAAUUACCAUUUAUCUCGUCUACUUCAUACAUCAGUCAUUUAUCGACUGUAAGCAGUUCAGUGCAAGAUACUGCUAUUGAUGAGAUCACUAAAGCUGGUAAAGAAGAAAGGGAAAUAGCUAUUAAGAAUGGAAAUGUCGAUGAAAAUGGUAUACCCAUGUGUACUGUUAUUGCUGAUGGCCAAUGGUCAAAGAGAUCAUAUAAAACAAAAUAUAAUUCAUUUUCUGGAGCGGCGACUAUUAUUGGAUUCAACACAAAAAAAGUACUAUUUGUUGGUGUGCGUAAUAGUUACUGUUCUGUUUGUCAGCGAGCAACAAACAGAAAAACUGAGCCACCUGUUCACGUUUGUUUCCUUAAUUGGAAAAAGCCAUCCACCGCCAUGGAAGCGGAUAGUAUAUUGGAAGGGUUUUCCAAUAGUUUGAAUAUGCAUGGACUAAAGUAUAAUAAACUUAUCGGCGACGGUGACAGCAGUGUCACUAAUAAACUAAAUGAAGUAAUGCCUUAUGGACCAGAGUUUAAAAUACAAAAAAUUGAAUGUAGAAAUCAUCUCCUCCGUAACUACGGAAUGAAAAUGUCAGCUCUCUCGAAAAAAAUUGAAUAUCCAGCUAUAAUUCGUAAAUUUAUCACUACUAAUAUUUUACGUUUUCGUUCAGAUAUAACUAAGGCUAUUGAACAUCAUUUAAAUGAAAAUUCACCACUUCUACAAAAAAUAAGAGACCUUAGAAAAGAUAUUACAAACAGCCCAUACCAUCGUCUUGGACAGCAUGAUAACUGUGCUAACUACUUUUGUACCGGGCCAAAAGUUGGAGAAAGAAACUUCGUACCUGAAGCUAUAGAAACUGGUAUCAUGGCUGAAAUUAGAAAAAUUGUUUAUAGACUAGCGGCAAAUACUGAGAGCUUGAUUGAAAACACAGAUAACAACCCGUGUGAACAAUUCAACAGUCUCAUAAACAAGCACAUUGGCGGAAAACGGAUCAAUUUUACACAGGGGAAUAAUUAUAAAACACGGGUCGAAGCUGCAGUUGUGGCAUAUAACUCUCAUAAUUAUAUACGUGCUGUACAAAAAACAAUUAUUUCCAAAAGUCCAGGAAAAUUCGGUAAUAAAUAUUCAACUAAUAUUACUAGAAUUAGGAAUAAUACCAACAAUAGAAGACGAAAACUUUUUAGUUCUGGAAUUGUACGAACAAAACCCAAGUAUAAAUGUAGCGCACCUGAUAACAACUAUGGUUUAGCUGAGCCUUUAGACGAUAACCUCAGUUUAAAUAAUGAACAUUUUUUGGAAAAAAAAAAUUUAUUUUUACAAAAGCUCACUGAUGUGAACCGAUAUGAAAUUGAAAAAGUUACUAGGGAUCAAAGCCAUAGUGAGAUAUGGUAUAAAGAAAGGCGAGUACGUUUGACAGCUUCAAAAUUCGGCGAGAUAUGCAAAAUGAGAGAUUCUACAAGCUGUAAGAUAAAAGUCCAUGGAAUGCUGUACAAACCAUCUGCUAUGUGCAAAUCAAUGGCUUACGGUAUAGAAAUCGAACCCCUAGCCAGGUCGAGUUUUGAAGCAUUACUUCAAGUUUCCGUCCAGUUGUGUGGUUUGUUUAUCGAUCGAGAGUAUCCAUACUUAGCAGCUAGCCCAGAUGGACUAGUUGGUGAACAUUUCGUUUUGGAGAUCAAAUGUCCAUACGCCGCCAAAGAUACAAUCAGUGCUAUUGAAGCGAUGGAAAAAAAAUUGUUGCCAUAUUGUUCGGUUAAAGAAGGAAAAAUUGUGUUAAAAAAAGACCAUGCCUAUUACUUUCAAGUAAUUGGUCAGUUAAGGAUAACACAAAGAAAUUUGUGUUAUUUCGUAAUUUACACGAAAAAUUGGAUGAAUGUCGAAGAAAUACAUUUUGAUAUUUCCUUUUGGGAAUGGAAAAUGGUCAAAAAACUUCAGUCAUUUUAUUUGGAUUGCUUGUUGCCCGAAAUUAUAGACCCCCUUUAUGGGAAAAGGUUGUUGAUUACUGAUAUUAGAGAGCCACUACAUAUUUUAAACGCUCAACAUCUGCAACGACAAAUUAAAAAAAAAAAUGUUAAAAGAUGA
Molecule: messenger RNA, 2658 nt
Organism: Macrosiphum euphorbiae (potato aphid)
Lineage: Eukaryota; Metazoa; Arthropoda; Insecta; Hemiptera; Aphididae
Source: the annotation of a GenBank genome assembly